This is a messenger RNA of Stylonychia lemnae, 1026 nucleotides long. NCBI's taxonomy places the organism in Eukaryota, Ciliophora, Spirotrichea, Sporadotrichida, Oxytrichidae. The record is from the annotation of a GenBank genome assembly.
AUGAAAUUAGAAAGCAUCAGAGAUCUCGAACUCAUCAGCUACGAGUUAGUUGGCAAGAUUGUAUGUGUAGCGUACUUUAAGUUUCUCAAGUAGGUAUCAGCACCACAGACUGCUCAUUAUUGCAUCGUCUACUUCAUACACACUCAAUAGGAAUACAGGAAGCAAGGACACGCGGCAAUACUUACGGGGAUCAUUGUGCACUGCAUGAGAGAGCACUUUUCACUUAGAGCAGCAAAGGAGAACCACAGUUUGAAUGAUUCCAGAAGUUUAAAUUAUGAAGUGAAGAACGACGGUUCUUAGUUUGAACUGUCUACAAAAGUGCAACCACGUCAACAAGAAAAGCCUUAAAAAAAUGAUAGUUUAAGGAACACAGUAGCUCCUUUGAAAAUCGCGGCAAAUUAAUAACAUCAGUGUGCUAUUGAUUUUGAUGAUAAUGCUUUAAUUGCUGAAUCUUCAAUGUCAGUCAUUACUAGUAAGAGCAAAUGGGGAGCUAUCAAUAAACAUUGUACUGUUGAUGGAUGUAGUACUAAAAAAGUCAUUAACUGUAGUAAUUGGCCAAGUCAUGUUAAAAGUCAUGCAACGAUAAGUAUGCUUAAAGAAUCAGUCUGUUUUAUUGCUUGUCGAAGUGCUGAGUGUGAUAUAUGUCCUCUAGUCACCCAAACAGAUACUAAGUAUGGUAAAAAUAUAGUAUUAAUAUGUUCCAUGUGCAUAGAAGAGAAGAGAACUGGUAUCUUUGUCAAGGGUGUGAGUCCAUAUGUGUCUAAUGUACAACGAUUCACUCUAGGCAAGUGGCAUGCUUAAGAAACAUAGAGAUAGCAGUUAAAUGACUCUUUUUAAAGUUAUCUUGAAUAGAAUGCCUAUCUUGACAUCGAUAUGCAGGAUGAAACAAGUCCUCAAUAAUAAUAUCAAUAGUUUUAUAUGCCAAAUGUUCCAUUUGCUAAGAGACAGAAGGUACAAGAUUUCUCUUAUGAAUUCAACGCUUGGUGCCUUUAUCACAUGCACUCCCACUCGAUCGGUAAUUAAUGA